Molecule: messenger RNA, 632 nt
Organism: Rhopalosiphum padi (bird cherry-oat aphid)
Lineage: Eukaryota; Metazoa; Arthropoda; Insecta; Hemiptera; Aphididae
Product: THAP domain-containing protein 2-like
Exons: 3
Coding region: 138-503 (121 amino acids)
Molecular function (GO): sequence-specific DNA binding
Source: RefSeq, a predicted model, not a curated record
UUAUUUAUUAUGGUUUGUUUUUUAUGCUGAAUUCUCACGAGAAUACGACCACUAGCCCACGUUUUAUAAUUUUUUGACUUUUACACAAAAUACUUUUGACCACGUUUUUCUGUUUUUAUUUCGUACAAAUAAACACAAUGGUACAAAAAUGUUGCAUUUGCAAAUCUCAAAGAUCCAAUGAGAACGAUAUUACAUUGCACAAAUUUCCAAAAGACACUAUAAUUUGUGACAAAUGGGUUGUGAACCUUAAUAUGAACUAUACCUUCACACCAACUGUACAUACAAGAAUUUGUAGUAAUCAUUUUGAUGAUAAUGAUUUCAUUAAGACUGACCAACUAAGGCGUCUGAAACCAGAUGCUAUACCAACAAAAAUGAUGGGCGUCCGUCGUUCGUUAUUUUCAGUAAACGUAAGUACUUUCGUUAUAUUGGAGAUUUCUCGGAAGAAGACUUGGAAACCCCAAGAAGAAGAAAACUUUUUUGGAGCACACAUAUCAAAAUGUUAGAUGAGAAAAAUCAGAAAAUAAAACUUCUUGAACAAAAAAAUCGAAGAUUGGAGUCAAAAAUCAGUAGUUUGAAUACAUUAGUUGAUAAACUGAAAAAAGAUUGUCAAUUAAAUGCUAGUUAUACUCAUA